UACAAAUUCAUACAUAAACUUGCUUAAACACAGCUUAGAUAGUCAGAAACAAUGUGACAAAAACAUGAAAUUGGCCUUUGAUUUUUCAUUUUAUGUUUUUCGGUGCGACAGUUCUAUUUCUAUGUACCAUAGGCAUUUCAUAUGAAAUGGAUAUCAAGAGUUACCUCCCGUACGCCACAAAUGUACUUCUUCCAUAACAAAAAACAAUCAAGUGGCAUACAUGAAGUCAAUGAUAUAUCACAUAUAUAAAUUGAAUCCUGGGGGAAAAAAUUUCUUUUUAGAACUUGCAUUGGUUAUUCAAAACAUUAUUGUGACCAAUUAUUCGACAUUAAUGCACGUACACCCUGUCUUUUGAACACGUUAAAACGUGUGCAUGGUUAAUGUCAGCCGCAUCUAUAUCAAACACGUGACAAGGUUCAAUGCUUACUACAAAAACAACGCCGCAUCUCAAUUUGUAUACAAGAUGAGUUGAACACAUGAUAAUUUGGGUUUUGUUUUGCAAAUGUUAAUUUCUAUAUAUUAAAAGAAGGAAAUUCGAAACCAAUCCAAAAACAAAUAAAAGAGAACUUAGUAUACUAUACAUGCAAUCAUUGGUUUAAUAAUUUCUUUAAUAUAAUAAUCACUAGAAACUCGUUUCCUAAGUCUUUUAUAUUAAAACGAAAUCCGGUAAAAUAUAUCUUAACAUCUGACGUUAACGGUUUUGAAUUUCUGGUGAAUUUAUUGCAACAUGUGCAGUCUUAGCAGUCUUAGCCAAUAAAGGGUCUAAAAUUCAUUGACUUAUUGUUCGUCGUGACAAGGGCAGAAUAUUACAUGCAUAAUCAGGACGUAACUUGUUAAUAUGAUAUGAAUAUAGACUACUAGACACGUAUGUUGUGUAGUAUUUUAACAAUGCUAUCUCACAAAGUAAUUAUCCACAUUGUCACAGGUUCGCAUAUCAUCCAAACUUUCCAUAUUUUCCCUGAUGUUGAUCCUUACCAACCAGUCUUUCUUGUAAAAUUACGGAAUUGUAAAAUAUUUAAUAUUUUGUUUCAUUUUUGAAUAAGAUACUCGUUGAUUGUUAAUAAGUGCGGUUUGAAUAAAUUAUAUGUUAUUAUACUUUUAAAGCUACUUGAACAUGAACCAAUAACUUGAAUAUUUUCGAUUUAAAAGCAUGUAGUGAGUGGUCUUGUCUAUAGUAAAUAAACAAAAUGAGAUGUCGGAUAAACAGCAAGCCUACGACUGAAAUAACAAAAAAAAAACAUCUUGAUAGGAAAUGCUUUAUUCUUUAAAAGACACGUGUCUAGACGAUAUAUCAAACUUUAAAUAAUCAACAGGUUGUGGAAGUUGUGAAUAUGAAACAGAAAUAGUCCUGCAAACAACGGGAAAAUAAUUUAGAUUUGACCGCAGAAAAAUUACUGAUGAAUAUUUUUACGUUAGACAGGCACAUUAAAAUGUGACAAGUUAAAACGAGUUAUUUUUUUUGUACAUCUCAAGCCAUCAAUUUUAAACUCUCGAACAGUAAAUAACAAUACGUGCAUGAAUGAACAUACUGUAGAACCAAAUACAGACAAAAAAGAAUUAUGUUCAACAUAAAUUAAAAAAAAAAUGAAAAAAAAAAAAUACUUUAUACUGUUUUAAAGAUUUUCGGCGUUACUGAAUGAAAGCUCGACUUAUUUUACCUGCUGAUAAAGAAUUAUAUCAUCCUUCACUUGAUAACAUUUGCUGUUUUUUACAGUAGAUGAACAUAAUACUGAUACAUGUCUGCAUCCGGAGCGUUUGUCUGGAUUUUACUCUUGUUCAAAGUAAUCGCAUGGUUUUCAUGAUGUAUAUUCUGUGCAAAGUGAGAAUAAUACUAAUACUAUAAUUAUCUUCAGACCGUUCGAAGUGCUUUUUAUAAAUUCACCUUUAUAAAAACUUUCGAAUCGAAAGCCAAGGAUGUAUAUUCACCUGAAGUCCCGAGGAACUAUAUGACCGAAAAGGACCUUGAAAGAAUCGCCGAAUUCAUCUAGAGUCAACUUAGUCUGAGGGAGUUGGCAGCUUAUUUUCUUGAUAAUGUUAUAAUUUGUCAACGGAUAAUGAUUUAGUCAUAGAUCAAAGUCCUCAGCAAUAGUUCCUAAGAUGUGAUCUUGAAAAAUGCCCCCUGAACAGAAAAAGAAAAGAAACGUUUUAAUUUGGCUUCAGACUAUAUUUAUUUUUUCCUGGUGAAUUAUUUGGUUUCCACAACCUUCAAUUUAAAUAUGAGUCCGCUUACCGUAAUCAUAGUAUUGUGUCAUAAACCUAGACCACUGUUAACAUUUUUAACGAUUUUAAGAUUUUUACACGUUCAAAUUUCAGGUUUAUCACGGGAGAGGUUUGUGUAUUUUAUUGAAGAAUUAAAAAUUUCGUUUUCUAGGGGGAAAAGAAGUCCGCUGCGACCUUUUGAAGUCAUCAUUGACAUGCAAAAGUCACAAUUUCGCCACGCAUUUCAGGAUAGACCAACCAAAUAAAUGCAUUUAUCAUGUUUAUUGUAUCACUAAAUCAUAUCAAAUCCUGUACAGUGUGAUACGAAAUAUAAAUCUUGAUGAGGGGUAAAGAUAACAGUCUGUAACCAUUGAAGUAUUUUUAAAGCGCAGGAGAUAACGGAACACGGAUGCUGAGUGUAUAGUUUGCAGUGAUGAGACAUAUUUGACAACCCCUUUGUACAAAUAUCUUUUUUAAAAAUGGCAACAGCACAACCAUCAUGCGAUAUUUGUCUUAACCUGCACGUGACAAAAUCUGCCAGCGUGUGGUGUUCCGAGUGUGAAGAAGCAAUAUGUGAAGACUGCUAACGAAGGCAUCGCGUACAGAAAGCGACUAAAAAUCAGAGGACAAUGCCAAUAGAAGAUUAUCAAGAGUUACCACUAUAUAUUACCAACAUCAAGCUGGAAUGUGAAGAUCACAAUCAAAAGUUAGAUUUCUACUGUUCCAUUCACAACGAACCUUGUUGUAUGCGUUGUGUUUCGGAAAAACACAAAGACUGUCGGGAACUUAAACCAUUGCCGGAAGUAGUCGAAGGAGUCAAGUCGUCUGCAGCGUUCUGUGAUUUAGAGGACAGAGUAAAAGAUUUGAGACAAGUGAUUGAUCAAAUGAUUAAAGAAAAAUUAGACAACAAAUCGAAUUUAGAGAUUCAGAAGAAAGCGAUCAUUGCCGAGGUUGAACAUGUCCGAAAAGCAAUAAACAAACAUUUAGACACAAUACAAGCUGAAAUACUGAAAACGCUAGGGGUGGACGUAGGACGACAAGCAGAUACUAUUGUUUGCUUGGUUGGAAAACUCGGAAAACUGAAACAAAAUGUUGAUGAAAUAGCGACGGCUUUGAAGAAAGCAAAGCACCAUGCAUCCAAUUUUCAGACUUUUCUUUGCGUUUAUAAUUGGAACCGAAAGAUUGAUACCCAAGAGAGAAAACUGAAGUUAAUUCAAAGUGACACGGGUAUGGCGAAUAUUUUUCUUCAAAUCAAAAUGCAUCCAUUUUUAGAUUGGUUAGAAAGAGACCUAUCCGAGUUCGGGAAGUUAGAGGUAAGCUUUUCCCCACCGAUGAAACUUGUUUUACGGAAGGAUAAACAAGGCCAACAGCUGUUGGUCCCGUCGCCACAUUCUAUAAGUAAAAUAAAACUGUCUAAACAUUGUUCGUUUCAUAUAUCAAAGGAGAAAUCAGAAUGCCUGAUAACAGGAUGUGAUAUGUUUGAGGACGGACGAAUCGUAGUUGCCUAUUGUAGCAAUGUAAAGAAAAGACUUGUUGUUAUGAAUUGUGAAGGUGCUUUUGUCAAUAAAAUAAAACUUGCGAACAGACCGUUUGAUGUUACAGUAAUAGACCCAAACACAGUAGCUGUAACAUUGUUUGUAAUAAAGAACAUUUGUACAGUAGACGUUAACUCUUCCAAGAUAUUACGGACAAUAAGAGUAAAUGAGAACUGUUACGGGAUAUGUUUUGUGGAUGGAAAACUCGUCGUCAGUUUGGCAAACCACGUUUUGCAAUUCGUUGAUCUGUCUGGUAAUGUCUUGUCGAACGUACCAAAAAUAGAUAAUGCAUCUUACUGUUCAGUGAUGAAGAACAAAAUGUAUUAUGCGCACAAGAUAAUGAUGUUAUAUACUGUUGCGAUAUGAAUGGAAGCGUUCAGUGGAAAUUCAGUUGUGCAAAAUCCUAUUUCCCAAACGGUAUAUCAAAUGAUGCAUCUGGAAAUGUUUUCGUGACAUGUAGAGAUGUCAACAAGGUCAUUGUGAUUGAAUCUAGUGGGACAAAGAUGAAGGAGCUGCUUACCAGUGAUGCUGAGCUAAAACGGCCGAUAGCAAUCAAUUACAAUCGGCAAUCUAACAUACUUCUUAUUUGUAAUAUAUAUGGACAAUGCUUUAUAUACAAAAUCACAAAUUGAAAUAGUUCAUCGCAGUAGUGAAAUUUUAGAAUCCUUCGAUAAAAGAUAUCUCGAAUUUUGUGAAUAACGAGUUUUCCACAGUAUAAUAACAUAAAUGAAUGCCUAAACUGAGCAGUUAUAUGUUCCUAAUGAUAACAAUGAAUACCUGUUAUAAAAAGUUUUUUUUAAA
Molecule: messenger RNA, 4535 nt
Organism: Mytilus californianus (California mussel)
Lineage: Eukaryota; Metazoa; Mollusca; Bivalvia; Mytilida; Mytilidae
Exons: 2
Coding region: 2829-4100 (423 amino acids)
Source: RefSeq, a predicted model, not a curated record